AUUGUAUAUUGGAAAUACGUACGUCUGCUUUAGAAUAGUUGAUCUAAAAAAGUUGUGAGAUCACGCGCAAAGCGCAGUGGCCGUUCUGCUAUAUACAAGUUAGUGUUUUGAAAAGGACAAUUGUAAACAAAGUUGCUUAACAAUGUCGUCAAACGAAGCAAAUGCAGAAAAUGCGAGUGCGACCGUACCGACUGCAGAGGUUGAGGCGUUGACGCUGAACAAGAGCAAUGGAGCACCACCUUCACCUGCACCACCUGAUUCACCAGCACCACCUUCUGGAGGACCAACAUUCACUGAAGUCUUCAAAAGUUUCUCAAAAUUUGGUGAUACAAAAUCUGAUGGUAAACACAUAACAUUAUCACAGAGCGAUAAAUGGAUGAAGCAAGCCAAAGUCAUUGACGGAAAAAAAAUUACUACCACAGAUACAGGAAUUCAUUUCAAAAAACUUAAAACAGUGAAAGCAUCAAUUGUAGAUUAUAAGAAAUUUCUUGAAGAUUUAGCUAAAGCAAAAAACAUUCCUGUUGAAGACAUUAAGAAAAAAAUGACGGGUUGUGGAGCUCCAGGAUUAACUGGAGUAGAGUGUACGAAGACACCAUCGGCUGUAGAGCGUCUUACGGACACUUCGAAAUAUACUGGAUCACAUAAACAACGAUUCGAUGAAAGCGGAAAGGGCAAAGGAAUUGCUGGCAGGAAAGAUUUACCAGACAAUUCCGGAUAUGUCACGGGGUACCAACAUAAGGACACAUAUAAUAAAAUCCAUUAGAUUUAAAUUAUAUAUUUACAUCGAUAUGAACUAAAUAAUAA
Messenger RNA from Ctenocephalides felis (cat flea), 804 nucleotides. RefSeq names its product TPPP family protein CG45057-like. NCBI's taxonomy places the organism in Eukaryota, Metazoa, Arthropoda, Insecta, Siphonaptera, Pulicidae. Bases 143 to 763 code for a protein of 206 amino acids. Gene Ontology annotation, biological process: microtubule bundle formation; microtubule polymerization; positive regulation of protein polymerization. The record is from RefSeq and is a predicted model, not a curated record. The transcript has 4 exons. Gene Ontology annotation, molecular function: tubulin binding. Gene Ontology annotation, cellular component: microtubule.